AUGCACGAGGUCAUCACAUUACAACUAGGCCAGCGUGCCAACUACUUGUCAACACAUUUCUGGAAUCUUCAGGAAUCUUAUUUCACCUAUAAUGAGAGCGAGGACACUCCCAUUGAUCACGAUGUUCAUUUCCGUCCUGGUGUUGGGGCGGAUGGCUCGGAAACCUACACUCCUCGAACUGUCAUUUAUGAUCUAAAAGGCGGGUUUGGAACUCUCCGGAAGUACAAUGCACUUUAUGAAAUGACCGACGAAGCUGUAAGCGGCCAGGGCCUUUGGGAUGGCGCAGAGGUUGUACAAAAACAAACUCCUAUUCUGCCCAGUGAAUAUCAGAAGAGCUUAGAGCUGGGCACCCCUGCACCACGACUGACCUCGGAGACUGUUCGAUACUGGUCCGACUACAACAGGGUUUUCUAUCAUCCAAGAUCCAUUGUUCAACUGAAUGAGUAUGAACUGAAUUCUCAGAUCAUGCCCUUCGAGGACUGGAAUGCUGGUGAAGAGCUCUUCAACGAUCUUGAUAAGGAACACGAUCUGCUUGACCGAGAUGUUCGGCCAUUUGCGGAGGAAUGUGAUCAGAUGCGAGCAUUGCAAUUAUUUACCGGAGCUGAUGACGCCUGGGGUGGAUUUGCAGCCCGAUACAUCGACCGCUUGCGAGAUGAGUACGGGAAGAAGAGCGUAUGGGUGUGGGCCAUUGAAGAUGGAGCUCGCGUUCAACGGCAUCAACAAAUGAAAAAAGACGUCAACAAGGCCAAGUCGCUUUACUCAAUUUCGCCACAAUCCAGUCUUUAUGUGCCGAUCGUUGAUAUUCCAUCGAGGCUUCCAGGCUACCUCAACGUGGACCGUCAAUCCCGAUGGCAGACUACCGCUCUGAUUAGCUCCGCUCUUGAGACUGUCACCCUGCCGUCCCGUCUACGACCCUACCACGAUUUUGAAGCCUCCUUGGCUGGUGAUGACGGAAGGCACACGAUCUAUGAGCUACAGUGUUCCAUCAAUCCACAGGAUAGUGAUGAUAAAUCUUCAGCGGAAGAAGAUGGAAGGCCCAAAGCCCAAUCUGAGUUUGAUAUUGACUUCACCUACGGUGAGGAUGAUGGCAAGAAUGCGCAUAUUUUUAACCAGGUUCAGGUGACACGCGGACACGAGCGUGGAAAGUCUACUGAAUCAGGACAAGAGGACCUUGGCCACGUCCGUAAACUACGACUGUACAAUUCGGAAGCAAUGCUUCAAAGCUAUCAUACUCCACUUCGUAUGCCUGUUCUCGACAGUUUCCCGCAUGGUCUCUAUCCAAUUUCCCAGUCUAGCAAAGGACUUGAUGUCUUUGCCGCAUUGACCUCUUCAACCCGGACUGCCCAUAAAAUCAAGUCUAUCGAGGCCACCACCGCCCGCAUGCUAUCGGUCGAAGAGCGGGAGGCCAUGAUGAAUGGGUUGGGCGAGAUCAGAGAAGCCUACGAGACCGGUUGGAGCAGUGGAUCUGACGAUGACUCUGAUUAA
This is a messenger RNA of Penicillium verhagenii, 1485 nucleotides long. RefSeq names its product misato family protein. The transcript is spliced from 5 exons. Gene Ontology annotation, biological process: mitochondrion distribution. The record is from RefSeq and is a predicted model, not a curated record. Gene Ontology annotation, cellular component: cytoplasm. NCBI's taxonomy places the organism in Eukaryota, Fungi, Ascomycota, Eurotiomycetes, Eurotiales, Aspergillaceae. Bases 1 to 1485 code for a protein of 494 amino acids.